GGUUUCUUCAUCUGUGUUUUGAUUUUUUCGUCUUUUUGUCUUAAUCAAACACAUAAAUUUCUUUUACUACUUCUUCGUAGAUGACUUCUCAUGUUUCAAAACAUCCUCGUAAAUCCAUUGAAGAUAUGGUGAAGAAUCUUAAAGUGGAUCCUCUUACUAAGGUCACUGCCUCCACCACUUCCGUGGUUUCUGCAAAAGAGAAUAAGAAUCAGUCAGAGCCAUCAUAUUAUGAAACUCUUGAGACAUAUCAAGGCCUGCCUUGUCCUUAUGGUGGCUACUAUGGAUUCUACUAUCCAGGUCUUGAUGGUUCAGUUGGUGAAGUAAAGGAUAAUGGAUACUAUGGUUAUGGAACAGAAGUUCAGUACCCGGUUAUGCAAGGGGAAAAUGGAUCUUUGAUCUACUUGAUGCCAGGGUUUCAAUCUUAUGAUGCGAGUCAAACUUAUAUGCCUAUAAGCCCGGUUGGUGUUUCGAGUCAAGCACUUCAUUCGCCGAUAUAUGCAGCUCAAGGUUAUUAUCAGAACCAAUUUGGUUAUGGAGACGUUGCAUCGCCGACCUAUUUAUGGGACCCUGUUGGAGACAAGUAUGUGUAUGGUGUUGCUUCAAAUACCCCACCCUUGAAACAGAACAUAUCUUCUUCAAGUCAUAAUCACAACAAUUAUUACUCAAAGAGCAAGAACUCCUUCACGGGCCACGGCAUGGGAGAUCGUCCUAAAACACCGCGAAAAAACAGCUAUGCCCCACUCCCACUGCAUAACCAAGAAAGAGGAAGAAUUGCUUACCCGAUGGACCCGGUAAAGAAAAAGUCUGGAACUUUGAAUCGGGAUGAAACAGAGAAGGCGAAAGCGAGGAACAAAGAAAAUGGUAAUAGCGUAAAUGACUUAGCAAACAGUCAAGAUCAUAUUACCAAUGGAGAAUGUGUGUCCUGCUCGUUGGAUGCUGAAGGGAAUGAAAGGAGCAACGGUGUUGGUUCUGUGAUCAGAAGGGAUCAAUAUAACCUCCCUAGCUUUCAGACCAAAUACGACGAAGCAAUCUUUUUUGUGAUAAAAUCGUAUAGCGAAGACGACAUACACAAGAGCAUCAAGUACAAUGUCUGGUCUAGUACUCUCAAUGGGAACAAGAAGUUAGACAGUGCAUAUCAAGAAUCUCAGAAGAAGGUUGCAGACAAAAGUGGAAAGUGCCCGGUUUUCCUAUUCUUCUCGGUGAAUGCAAGUGGCCAAUUCUGCGGUGUAGCUGAGAUGAUGGGACGAGUUGAUUAUGAGAAAAGCAUGGAGUUCUGGCAACAAGAUAAGUGGACUGGCUAUUUUCCGGUCAAGUGGCACAUCAUCAAAGAUGUUCCAAAUCCGCAAUUACGACAUAUCAUACUAGAGAACAAUGAGAACAAGCCUGUUACCAAUAGCAGAGACACACAAGAGGUGAGGUUGCCACAAGGGAAUGAAGUGUUGAACAUAUUCAAGAACUAUGUAGCAAAGACAUCUAUAUUAGAUGAUUUUGAUUUUUAUGAAAACAGAGAGAAGGUUAUGGUACAGAAGAAGCUAAGGUUCCCUCCUGUAUUAAAGAAGAAAGAAGAAGACUUGGUUGCUGAUUUCAAAACAAUGGAGAUAUCUAAUACAGUCAAAGAGGGAAACACAGAGUUAACCGGGACAGUGAACUAACUAGAAGAACAUGUAGUGUUUUUUAUUUGGUUUUUUUAAGGAUUAAUAUAAACCGUCCGAUUGU
Arabidopsis arenosa is the source of this 1716-nucleotide messenger RNA. The record is from the annotation of a GenBank genome assembly. Lineage: Eukaryota; Viridiplantae; Streptophyta; Magnoliopsida; Brassicales; Brassicaceae.